Messenger RNA from Pseudophryne corroboree (corroboree frog), 1906 nucleotides. RefSeq names its product vimentin (gene VIM). Gene Ontology annotation, biological process: intermediate filament organization. Gene Ontology annotation, molecular function: structural constituent of cytoskeleton. Bases 111 to 1493 code for a protein of 460 amino acids. Lineage: Eukaryota; Metazoa; Chordata; Amphibia; Anura; Myobatrachidae. Gene Ontology annotation, cellular component: axon; cytoplasm; intermediate filament. The record is from RefSeq and is a predicted model, not a curated record. The transcript is spliced from 9 exons.
AGUGCCAGGGCUCUUUCCUGCUAAAGCAUUGGCUGGAGUGCACAGGGGGACCAGGCAGCACCAUCUAUUGAGCUCUCAGGAUUUACAAAAACAGCAACUUUACAACAGCCAUGGCCACGAAGUCUUCAUACAAGAGAUUGUUCGGGGGCAACCCCAGAUCCAGCUCAUCUGGAGGGCGCUAUGCCACUUCGAGCAGCAGCAAGUACUCCCUGGGCAGUGCCUACCGCCCAGGUGGUGGCAUCAGCAGCCGGACAGUCUACACAACCUCUUCUUCCCCGGCUGUCUUCAAGUCCUCCUCGGUCAGGCUGAGGAGCAGCCUCCCCCCAGCCAGGAUGCAGGACAACGUGGACUUCUCCCUGGCAGAUGCCAUCAACCUUGAAUUCAAAGCCAACAGGACCAACGAGAAGGCUGAGAUGCAGGAGCUGAAUGACAGGUUUGCCAACUUCAUCGAUAAGGUCCGAUUCCUGGAGCAGCAGAACAAGAUCCUAUUGGCUGAACUGGAGUCUCUGAAGGGGAAAGGGACCUCCAGGGUGGGGGACCUCUAUGAAGAAGAGAUGAGGGAUCUCAGGAGGCAAGUGGACAUCCUCACCAAUGAGAAAGGCAGGAUAGAAGUUGACAGAGACAACCUCAACGAUGACCUCCAAAGACUCAGAGAAAGGCUGCAAGAUGAAAUGAUUCAGAAGGAAGAGGCAGAGAAUAACCUGCAGUCAUUCAGACAGGAUGUGGACAACGCCUCCUUGGCACGCAUUGACCUGGAACGCAAACUGGAAUCCCUGCAAGAAGAGAUUAUUUUCUUGAAGAAGUUACAUGAUGAAGAAAUCCGUGAGCUCCAAGCACAACUCCAGGAGCAACAUGUGCAGAUCGAUAUGGAAGUUGCCAAACCAGACCUGACAGCAGCCCUGCGCGAUGUCCGUCAGCAAUAUGAGAAUGUGGCUGCUAAGAAUCUGCAUGAAGCAGAGGAAUGGUAUAAGUCUAAGUUCGCUGACCUGUCUGAGGCUGCUAAUCGCAACAAUGACGCCUUGCGCCAAGCCAAGCAGGAGACCAGUGACUACCGCCGGCAGAUCCAGGCUCUUACCUGUGAAGUCGACGCAAUGAAAGGAUCUAACGAGUCCUAUGAACGCCAAAUGCGUGAAAUGGAAGAGAACUUCGCCAUUGAAGCUGCUAAUUAUCAGGACACUAUUAACCGCCUGCAAGAUGAGAUCCAGAACAUGAAGGAGGAAAUGGCUCGCCACCUCCGCGAGUACCAGGAUCUGCUGAAUGUUAAGAUGGCCCUUGAUAUCGAGAUUGCCACUUACAGGAAGCUGCUGGAAGGAGAAGAGAGCAGAAUUUCCAUCCCAAUUCAGUCCUUUUCUAGCAUGAGCAUGAGAGAAUCUAAUCUUGACUCACUCCCAGUGUCCAGCAAUAAGAGAACAGUUCUUAUUAAGACUGUGGAGACCAGGGAUGGCCAGGUUAUUAAUGAAAGUUCCCAGCACCAUGAUGACUAUCAGGAGUGAAGUCUGAAGUCUAUCCUGUUGGAACCAAUUAGAAAACCUUGACCAGCAACAUAAUAUUGUCCCUUGUGUUUAAACUUUGAAGAACAUCAGCUUUCAAGUGCCUUUGCUGUUAAUCCAAGAGCGGGAGAUAGAUCCUAUAGGGCAGAGUAAGCCAUCCUAUGGCUCCCCAUGCACUCAUCUUUCCACCACAGCUGGGGAGACAUAGGUUGCCUAAUCCUGCUGUAGAGGGUAAUUAGCCAUUGGGUUUUUGGAGAGUGAAGUCCUUUUUGGACGACAGUGGUUUUACUUCAGUCUAGUUUACGAACACUAUUAUAGCAAUAUCUUGUGCCGCAAUACUGUUUUUAAAGUAUCCAAGAAAAGCUUUUUACUUCCCGGCAACCUGUCAGAGCUUCAAUAAAUCUUUAGAAAUAAAA